AAAGGGAAUUCAAGCUAUAAACUUCCGGUCCCGUGGUGUGACAGAAGGAAAGUGGAUGGAGCUCAGCCUGUGGCGGUGUUAUCAGCUGUAUAUGUGUGAGAGACCUCGGACUGCACUGGGCUUCACCGCUCAACACUUGCACCUUAACUAAAGGCAAGCGAGGCCAGCGCACGUCUACCUGAACCAGGGUUAAAACUUUUGUUUUUUUUAAAAAGGGAGAGACGACGAUAGUUCCCUCUGCUAAGGUCCCUCCACGUAUGUAGAGGAGGCAAAUCUAGUGGAAAUAUCCUAGCACGUUAUAAACACUCGUUCUACGACCCAAGAGCACAAGUGCAUUGUAUCUGGCGAUUUCGUUCUCAAGCCCAGUUGAUUUCCUUUGCCGCUGGCCGCUUGCAGUGUGAGUUUGCGUCCGUGAACGGGUGUGUUUUUGUUUCGCCGGGAUCUCAGCUUGUGGUGGCUACUCCCGGCCCAGAACUGCACCGAUGAGCUGCGCUCCUGGUCCCACAGGCGACCCGCAGCAGGAAUAUCGAGCAGCUCAUCCAUCCGUCCAAAGAUCCGGCGUCUCUCCACACCCUCUCCUCUCCCCGAGCACUUCACUCUCGCAGUACAUCGGUGCAAGGAGAUAGAUAUGGCCUCUCUCAGUCUGGGGCUGAAUUUCUCCCGCAAGAAGACCAUGGCGAAGAACGCUGCGAUAGAGCGGAAAAACCUCAUCACUGUCUGCAGGUUUUCUGUUAAGACUCUAAUUGAUCGCUCCUGUUUCGAGACCAUUGAUGACUCGUGUUCAGAAUUUACAAACUUUGCAGCUAUUCUGGAGCAAGUCCUGAGUCAUCGUCUCAAAGGUCAAAUAAACUGGUUUGGUUAUGAAAGCCCUCGAAGCUUCUGGGACUUCAUCCGUGUAGCUUGCAGCAAGGUUCCCCAUAACUGUAUCAGCAGCAUUGAAAACAUGGAGAACGUAAGCUCGUCAAGGGCAAAGGGCAGAGCAUGGAUCCGAGUAGCACUCAUGGAGAAGCGUCUGUCCGAGUAUAUCUCCACUUCUCUAAGGGACAUCAAAACAACCAGGAGAUAUUAUGAGGAUGGGGCAAUUGUACUGGGAGAAGAAGCAAAUAUGCUUGCUGGUAUGUUGCUUGGACUCAAUGCUAUUGACUUCAGCUUCUGUUUAAAGGGUGAGAGUUUGGAUGGCAAUUGUCCUGCUGUCAUUGACUAUACCCCAUAUCUGAAGUUCACACAAAGCUCUGAGAGUAUUAGCAGUGAUGAAGAGGAGUUACGGACUCUAGGAAGCAGCGGUAGUGAAGGCAGCACACCUGAGAACAUUGGCCCACCAUUCAUUACUGAUGAGCACAGCUGGUAUAACAAAUGCAAGCGAGUGGAGCAGAAAUUCAGGCUGGCAUUGGAACAGAAGGGCUAUCUGGAAGAGUUGGUACGUUUGCGAGAAGCUCAACUUGCAGAGUCAGUAGCUCAAAACAAAAUUGUCUUGCAGCAAAUGGAGGAGACAGACCUGAACCACAAACUGGAGAAAGAGCAACUGGAGUUCAUCAUCCUUGAACUGCAGGAUCAGCUAGCAGUUUUAAAAAAUAAUGAUUUGAGAUCAAGACAAGAAUUAACAGCACACCUUACGAAUCAGUGGCCUUCCCCUGGAGCUUUGGAUGCAGACGCUGUUGCUUUAGAUACACUUCUGUACAGAAAACAGUGUGGACAGUGGGAUGAGCACAGUUUUCAAAGCUUGGAGCAGCUCUCAGCAGAGAUCAGCCUUUCUUCAACUUCAUUAGAUCCAUUGCACCCACAGAAAGAGGGUGAGGGAAGACAUGGAAAUUCAAAAAGUGAUGGGAAGGAGGACACUCCCUCAUUACUAGGUCUAUGUGGAUCCCUGACCUCUAUGACAAGCUACAAAUCUCUUACAAGCUUGAAAUCAAGUGAAUAUCUUGCAAGUCCAAAUGCUGAGAUUAACAGCCCAGGGCUCACUCCAUUUUAGGAGCAAGUUAUCAUCCAAGCCAGGGUGAACCCAGUAUCUUGGUAUGCACUAAAGUGACAUCCGGAUUAUUCAAUGAAUCCUGACAACUUGAGACUUUAUGAAUAGGUCCAAUAAUUUUAUUUAAGCAGAAAACCAACUGAAAAUGCACUGCUGCUCUGUUUCAUGAUACCAUAACCAUCUGCAAAAGAUUCGGCCCACUUCAUGCAGAGUGCUUUACUUGAAUGUGUUGCUUUGGGAAUUGUUCCAGGUAUACAAAGUGUCAGUUGUACUGGUUGUCUUGUUUCUUUCCUUCCUAAAAUGCCUGCUUCAAGCUGUCUUUUCUUCUGUAAAAGUGUUAUUUGUUUACUGCUGAAAUUUUUUUGAAGGUCCAAGCAAUAUGCUUGUGUACUUAUGGAUCAAAGAGGAUGUUAAAAUGUCCAAUUAAUUUCGUGCUUAAAAUGUUACUACUUUUACUGGUGAUUUUAAAGUGCAAUUAGUUUGUUUUUUUUUGUUGUUCUAAUCGAGUUUGCAGAUUUCAUUUGUUGAUGUGCUUUUGUUUUGAAGAACCUCCAUCUAGCUUCUUGCAUUCUAACUGCUCGGAUCAAAGCCAUUUUCCACAGAUGCAAGUGAAGGUGAUGCCUAAUUGUUGUUUUGAAUUACUUGGUUCAAUUGAAAUGAUGCCUUUUGACAUUCUGCCAGGGCUGAAUUUAUCAAUGUUAAUGUAAGAGUUUUGGAUGCCUAUUUCAAAAGAAAGUAAAUGGCAGCAAACAUAUUUGGUGAUAUUCCUGGUUUUUAUGUAGUUGCCAGAUGGUGGUGUUCACAUUGUGGCAGCAACUGUACAUUUACUCACCUAGGGAACAAGUACCGGUUGCCAAUCAAUCUUGCACUGGUUCUAAUGCCAUAUUUCAUAUUGUAAUUGUCUAACUUCAGUGUAAUUACAUCGGACAACUAUUGUUUCUGAUACAUUUCCCUGUGCUAUAGAAAGAAAAGGAACCCACAUUUAGCCACCUCUGUAAUGAUAAUGUUUUGCAACAAAUUGAAUCAAAUCACCAAUUAAACACAUUGGGAAUUGGCAGGUGCCUUUUUUUAUGCAUUUAAGUAUGUAGUGAAAAGAACAUUGCCAUCAAUGUAGGGUACACUGAAAUUAUUUAUUUCCUGUAACCAGGCAUGUUUUCCCCAAAGACUUUCAAUUUUAAAUUUAAAGUUGCUUUUCAAUCUUCGACCCUGUUGCAUUUGCAAUAUUGUCACCCUUUGAUCUUUUUACAUGCACAUCAACUGUUUGUGUGGUCUGUGUGAUGUUUUAUUCUACAUGGCUUAAAAUCACAAUGAAUGAUUCCUCACGUUUACUUUGAACUGUUUACACACAAAACUAAUCACAGGGGCAUAUGGUUAUUUUAAAAACAAUUGACAUAAUCAUUUCACCCUAUUUUUAAUGUUUACAUUUAAAUACAAUCUGUUUGUCAGUAGGCAUUUUAUUGUGUACUGAACUAGUAUUAAACUAGUAUUAAGCUGCUGGUAAUGUGUACAUACUGCAUGGUAAGUUUUUCUUUUAGCACCAGUGUUUGUUCACAGAAUAUUUACUUUGUUCAGUCUUGUCUAAAGGAGGAAAAGGCAAUGCCAAAACUAUAUUAUUAAUUUCUGCCUUGAUAAGUUAUGAGAGUCUUAAUAACUGCAUGUAUAAUAAAAGUGAAAC
Molecule: messenger RNA, 3641 nt
Organism: Pristis pectinata (smalltooth sawfish)
Lineage: Eukaryota; Metazoa; Chordata; Chondrichthyes; Rhinopristiformes; Pristidae
Gene: rundc3b
Product: RUN domain containing 3b
Exons: 11
Coding region: 629-1969 (446 amino acids)
Source: RefSeq, a predicted model, not a curated record